UGUAGAGUGCCCUCUCCGUUCUUCCGGCAAAGAUGAGGCCGAAAUGGGUCACUACAACGUCACCAGCUCCUUUUCAUCCUGGCCUUCAGUCCAGAUCCUGGAGAGGACUCCGAAGUCAACUGGUCCGCUGCUAGUCCUAAACAAACACCGUUUUGCAACUGUCAAGCGCACAUUCAAGAAUUCCAAGUCUCUUCUUUACUUUUGAUCACAGCUUUUAGGUACAACACUCAAAGAGUGUAGGCACGCCACCGGCGCGAUGGCUCCUGCCGUAAGUGUAACCAAGCUGGCCGCCACCGACUGGGGCUCGCUUGGACAAAAGUUACUGGACAUCCAAGUGGCAAUUGGGGAUUCGAAGACAGCGUAUGGCAAGGUGGGAGCGGAGCGGCAUGCUAUCGUGCUGCUUGACAAGAGCGGCUCGAUGUCAGGCUCGGCAUUUGAGCAAGCGAAGGACGGAUGCGAAGCCCUUCUGAAGCAACUGUGGGAAGCUGGCAUUGAGAGCAUCCACUUUGGCGCGUAUGACGACAAGGUUCAGGAGGUCCCUCUAACCAAGGGCGACACUUAUCCUAUCGGCCGCCUCAACGUCGGCGGAAUGACCGACUUUCUCGCGUGCUUCGACUACAUUGAGCGUUUGUGCGCGAGCGCGUGCGCGGGAAAGUCCCUGCUUAUCGUGUGGCUCACGGACGGAUGCCACACCCGGGGGAGCGACUCAGAGGUCCACCGAAGGAUGGAGAAGUUCAACGGCUUCGUGAAGGAAACCUUGACUUCGUGCCAGAUCUUUGCUCUGGGCUUCACUCCGGCCCACGACCACCGGCUGAUGGCCGGGCUGGCCGCAGCGGGAACCGAGGAAGGCGCCUUCAUCUACAUUGCGAGCGCGUCGGACAUGAGGGGCGCGCUGAAGAAGGUCGCCGGACAGCUGGGCAGCGGACUGGCCGCGUUACUCCACCUGGCCAGUGGCAAGUGGCAGCGUCUUACUCUGGAGCCCCUCGACUCUGCCGCCGGGUGCGCCACGUUCCGAGCAAUGGCGCUGUACAAUCCGGCGGACCCCAUCGAGAGCUUGGUCGUCCAGAUGGGCGACUCGACAGCCGAGAGAUGCGUCGACGUGACGUCAGCGGAAACCGCGGGCGCGGAGGCGGCGUCCGAACUAGUGGUGGCACAAAUCUGUGCGGACGCGGUCGCGGCGACGCAGUUGCUGAGCCAGAACCAGGACGAGGUCACCAUCGAGGCAACGCAAGCCAGGCUGGAGGAGCUCGGCGCCUCCCUCGAGAUGGAGCGCAGCCGCGCGCUGAAGGACGCGCCGCGCCGCCAGAAGCAGCGGGUUCACGCCCGGCUCGUGGAGCUGAGGGCGACCCUGGACAGUCUUCUGGCCCAGGUGGUCGCCGCGAAGAAGCAGGGCCUGCGAAGCGGGCAGGCCGCGCAGAUCUCCAGCAUGGCGUACGACCUGCGCGGGAGCGCGCGCCUCGCGCGCGCGCUGAACAAGAGGGUGCUGGAAAACGUGGACCUGCUAGACGACGUGCAGGGGAAGGUCGAUGAGGUGGUGCGUACCCUGGACGUCGACCACUUCCGGGCGGAAUACGCGGAGCUGACGGACGUCCUGGGCCGCUGCAUGCUGUCCGCGCGCGACCUCGCGGACGCGGCCGCGGAGGGCGCCUGCUUCUGCGUCAUGCUGUACGUGCAGCGCCCGCGGGCGGCCGUUGUGGUCGGGCCGCACAUGAUCCAGGUCCGGUCCAUCAUUACGUCCGCAUUCGCAACGGACGACGCGUUCUUUGAGGCGGUGCAGUAUGGCGGCAACGAGCAGGCCAUACACGGGGGCUUCAGCAGGGACGCGUCGGGGAACGUGUUCGUCGGGGCGGCCAGAGAGCAGGUGAACGCCAUCCUGCCGCUGUGCAUCGGCGGCCCCCACGGCGCGAUCGCCCUGCAGCGGAUGCGCGAAGUUCUCGGAUGGGUGGUCACGCUCGACCCACUCGGCUUCACCGGGGAGCAGGCACGUGUCGUCCCCUUCUUGGUCCUCGCCGCGGCGGCCCAGCAGCUGCCACCUGGCACGGAGAGAGGCGAGGCCGUCUGGAAGAUGCUGCAGGAGACGUGCCUGGCCGUCUACUAUCGAUACACAAUGAAGGAUCAGGUUGUGGCUGGCGUCACUGCCUACCUGGAUGAUCCGGCUGCACGAACGCUCGACGUCGUGCCCAGCACCGCCGUGUUUCUGAUGCAAGCGCACGUCGCCCAGCUGGCGGGAGACCUGGGCGACCUGCCGCUGGAGGAGCUCAUGAAGCUUGUCGCCGAAGAAGAGGCGAGAAGAGUGCAGCCAGGGGGCGGAGACUCCGUCAACGAAGACAGCUUCUUGCUGGAAGUCUUCGGUGUGACUUCCGAGUCCAUUCUGGAGGGUGCGCCGCGCGCUGGGAAGCCCACACCGAACGCAUGGGACGACGAUACGCUGACUCCCGCGGCCAAGAAGCUUGUCUCCGCCGCAACGGACGCUUUCGACAAGUGGGCGACCUUGACACUGCGAUUACUGCGGUUGCUGUCGCCGGGCGCGGGUUUGAGGGAGGUUCAAGCGCCAACGGGAGAGCUGACAUUUCGACGACUCUUUCCGGAGGGCCGCCGAGCUUUCUGGCUGCUGUAUCAGAACUACCUGCACCAGAAGAACCCUGUGAGGCGUCAAGAGAUUGCUGCCGGCCGCUACCUGAGCCCGUUCACCGCUGACUGCGAGGCCGAGAUCAAGCGCGCGCGCGAGGACGUCAUCUUCCGUGAGGAGAGGCGGCUCGCAAACGCCGGAACUAGGAUGGCCACGGAGAUGGAGCACAGGCGGUUUGCAGCGGCAUUUGCGCGCGAGCCGGACGUCACCAAGGCGGGGCGCAUGCUUCGCGGCACAUACUGGGGCGAUGGCCGUGUCGCGUGCGUCAUGCGUGCCCUGCAGAGCCACGUGUCGCCUGCUGUGGAGCCCAUCGCCAAGUGGCGCAUGCUGACAAGUGGACAAUACGCGGGAGAGCGCCUCUUUGGAGACGCUCGCGACUGGAAGCCCAGCCGGAUCAACUUCCGGCGGUUCUGGAAGGCGCACAGCGGAGUACUUACGAGAGAAGAGUGGGAGGCAGAGUUUCCGGACCGGGUAGAUCGGAUAGCCAACUGGUAUCCUGCCAAUGGAGGAGAAUUGGAGCCAGUAGAAAGUAGAGAAGCUGGCGGUGGGAUCUGAGGGGGCGUGCCUGCAGAAAGCGUGUUUCAAUAUGACACGCCAUUCAAUAACCCGCAAAGCAAAUUUCGUUGGAAGGGCAAGGGCGAGCUGCUUUAAACAAGCUGAGCCGCUUGGAUAAAUGUUCAGACUCGGACCAACAGGAAGCAACUUGCAAUGUUCAGACUCGGACCAGCAGGAAGUUAGGUGCAACUGAUGACGUCAGCGUUUGUCCGGUAGGAUCAGAGUACGAAGUAGCUGCCAAUCGAAGUUGGAGUGCUGAGCUCCAAAUUGAUACCAGCGUUGCUAGGAGUACUUCUGUCCUACUGCUUUUAACGGG
Klebsormidium nitens is the source of this 3500-nucleotide messenger RNA. Lineage: Eukaryota; Viridiplantae; Streptophyta; Klebsormidiophyceae; Klebsormidiales; Klebsormidiaceae. The record is from the annotation of a GenBank genome assembly.